This is a messenger RNA of Trichomycterus rosablanca, 987 nucleotides long. RefSeq names its product enkurin, TRPC channel interacting protein (gene enkur). Bases 124 to 903 code for a protein of 259 amino acids. The transcript has 5 exons. NCBI's taxonomy places the organism in Eukaryota, Metazoa, Chordata, Actinopteri, Siluriformes, Trichomycteridae. The record is from RefSeq and is a predicted model, not a curated record. Gene Ontology annotation, molecular function: calmodulin binding. Gene Ontology annotation, cellular component: acrosomal vesicle.
UGUCAUAGUGACGGUGGUGUACACACUGUUAGCAGUACAGCUCUGUGUUUGGAACAGUCUCUAGUUGAAGUGUUCGGUGGAUUUGCUGUAGAAAUACUAAUUGUUAGGCUUCUAACAACAAACAUGUCGACCAUCAUACAGCCUACAGAGAGCAUCUACAAUCUCAUUCCCAGAGAAGAGGAGAAAACAGAAAAAUCAGCCAGGUAUACGUCCAAGUUUAGAGAGCAGGUAAAGCAGGAGAAACAGCAGAACAAAGCACUGAACAAGACAAUGGGUCCAGCCAAAGUGGAAAUGUCUUCUCCAGAUAAAUACCUGCUAAAGCAUUCCAAAGAGCCCAAACUUCCAGAAAAACAGCCAUUCUCAUAUAGAGAUGACGGACACCCCAGGAAGCCCAAGCUGCCUGAAAAAACUGAGCAACCCCUUAUGGGCAUCCAGACCAAAAGAAAUUUUGUAAAGACUAAUGUGAUCGAGAAUGUUAUGGCAGUUCCUUGCAAGCCACAGCCUGCAUAUACAGACACCAAAUGUGGAGACAAACAGAUGCUGGAGAACUCUGGCCUUGUUCCAAAAUACAUUAUGAAAAAGGACUAUGGUCAAUCACCGGAGUACCUGCAGCAGAGGAGAGAGGAGGUGAGGAGAGCACAGGAGCAAUAUGAUAAUUAUGUAAAGGAAAGAAUGAAGGAAGGAGCUAUGAAGCAGCUCUCUGAUAUAGAACGACAGAAUAUCCUGCAUGGACUAAAGAAGAACUGGGAGGAGCUGCAUCAUCAAUAUCAAGUACUCUCUCUGGUUACUGAUACAACACCCAAAAAACACAAGAAGGAACAACUGGAGUUUGAAAUGAAGCAGCUGGAGAAGGACAUUGAGCUAAUUGAGAGAUACAAGGUCAUAUAUAUUGCUAACAACUGAUCACAUCAUUCCUAACACUAGCAUGUGAACACAAUAAACAAAUCAGUCUUUAAACCCAAUAAAAACUCACUGUAACUGCCUCAA